Messenger RNA from Heteronotia binoei (common prickly gecko), 2162 nucleotides. RefSeq lists its product as uncharacterized. The record is from RefSeq and is a predicted model, not a curated record. The coding region runs from base 1 to 1974 and encodes 657 amino acids. NCBI's taxonomy places the organism in Eukaryota, Metazoa, Chordata, Lepidosauria, Squamata, Gekkonidae. Gene Ontology annotation, biological process: immune response. Gene Ontology annotation, cellular component: external side of plasma membrane. The transcript has 8 exons.
AUGAAAACGCGAAGAAAUGAAGACGUGAAGGAUCGGAUUGCAAUGAAGAAAACAGGAGACUCAAUGAGGGAACAGCUUACCCAAAGGGACCAGCAAAUAGAACAGCAAGAGGUGCAGAUAGAAAAAAAGGAACAAGAAUUUGAGGAAAUUCUUAAGAGACAUGCAGAGGUGCUGGAGAAUGAGUUCCGGAAGCAUACAGCGGAAAAAGAACUCUUACUCCAGUCUCAUGCAGCAGAGAUAGAUACAAUUCGGCAAAACCAUGAGGCAGAAAAAGCAGAAUUUUGGCAAAACCAUGUGGCAGAGAAGAAACUCGUGCUCCAGGCUCAUGCAGCAGAACUGGAGCAACCCUUUCAAAGCCAUGUGGCAGAGAAAGAGCAGAUCCUCAUGAGUCACGAGGCAAAAGUAAAGCAAAUGCUAGAGACUCAUGAGAAAGAAAGGACAAGAUUGAGUGAAGGACAUGAAAUACAUGUCAGGAAGAUUAUGAAGGAGAAUAAUAGUCUGAGAUGGGAGAUCCAAAAUUUAAAGGACAAGGUGGACGACCUUAAACUGGAGAAACGCACCUUAACCCUAGAACAGCAAGACAUGCUGCCUGCUCUAAGAAAGGCCCAAAUGCAGGUAGCCUCUUUGGAAAAAGAAUUAGAACAAGCUAAAGACAGAAAUAGUAAGUUGCAACAUGCCGUUGAAAUUGUUACAGAAAAGAUCCGAAAAAACAGAGAAGCAGCCAAUCAUGAGGCAUGUAAAAAGGAGAUUGCCUUGCUGCAUCAAAAGCUAGACCGUAAAAACGCUCUUAUAGCGACGGUCUCUCCAUCCACCCUUUAUGCUUUUUCGGACGAGGAAAGCGAGGAUGAAGAGGUGCCUGGGUCUCCGAAGAGGGGUGGGGGUCUGGGGAGCCCUUCCUCAAUUGCAGCCCCCUUAACUCUGCCCCCCUUUCUCUUUGCCCCAGGCUCCUCCUCCCCCCACUCCCUGCGCUACUUCUACACAGCAGUGUCUGAGCCUGGUUCGGGGCUGCCCCAGUUCAGCAUCGUGGGCUACGUAGACGACCAGCCCUUCACCAAGUAUGACAGCAUCACAAGGAGAGAUGUGUCCCUGGUUCCCUGGAUGGAGAAGGUUGGAAAAGAGGAUCCUCAGUACUGGGAAAGGAAUACUCAGCUCUCACAGGGCACAGAGGCUGUGUUCCGAGGGGAUCUGGUGAUUCUGCGGGAUCGCUUCCACCAGAAGAACAGCACAGGGCUCCACAUUCUGCAGGUUAUGUACGGCUGCGAGGUGGGGCCGGACGGGCAACUCAUUGGGGGGCAUCGCCAGGAUGCCUACGACGGGGAGGACUUCAUCGCCCUGGACAGGGAGACCCUCACCUGGACGGCCCCCGUCCCCCAGGCCCAGGAGACCAAGCGGAGGUGGGAGGGCGAGGGCCAUGAAGCCCAGCACUGGAACGCCUACCUGGAGGAGACCUGCGUGGAGGGGCUGCGGAGGUACCUGAGCUAUGGCAAGAAGAGCCUCCUGAGGACAGAGGCCCCAGUGUGGAGGGUGACACGCAAGAAGGGCCACGAUGGCCAGGAGACCCUCUUCUGCCAGCUCUACGGCUUCUACCCCAAGGGGAUCGAGGUCGCCUGGAUGAAGGACGGGGAGGACCGGAGGCCGGAGACCCUGACGGGGGGUGUCGUCCCCAACUCGGAUGGGACCUACCACACCUGGCUCAGCAUCAAGGUGGAUCCCAAGGAGAGGGACCGCUACCGGUGCCGGGUGGGGCACGACAGCCUGCCGGAGCCCCUGGACUUGGCCUGGGAGGAGCCAGCUUCCAACUUGGGACUCAUUCUGGUCAUCGCUGUUCUUCUGGUUGCUCUCAUCUUGGCGGUGGCUGGGGUCAUCUUCUACAGGAAAAGACAGAAAACGAAGGGCUAUAAAGCAGCAGCAGCAUCAGUUUCAAUACAUGAGCAGACUUUAGAGGCUGGUGGAAGACAGGAGGGCCUGGAGUGACUUUGUCCAGGGGGUCGCAAAGAGUCGGACUCGACUGUGCGACUGAACAGCAACAACAACAAACCUGAAGCGGAAGAAGAGAACAAAGAGGAUCAACUCAGGAGAUUCUGGGGAUCCACUAUCCCACACAAAGAACUACUGCUGCUUUCAACUUGUUUCUUGUGCCAUAAACUCUCUGUCAGGGGCUU